UCGUCUUUCUCUCCCCACUUGGCAGAGCCUUUUUUGAGAAGAUGCCCAAAGUAAAAAGAAGCAGGAAAGCUCCUCCGGAUGGCUGGGAACUGAUUGAACCAACAUUGGAUGAGCUGGAUCAAAAAAUGAGAGAAGCGGAGACUGAGCCUCAUGAAGGGAAGAGGAAGGUAGAAUCCCUCUGGCCCAUCUUCAGAAUUCAUCACCAGAAAACACGCUACAUCUUUGAUCUCUUCUAUAAGAGAAAAGCAAUUAGCAGAGAACUGUAUGAAUACUGUAUCAGAGAAGGAUACGCUGACAAAAACCUGAUUGCAAAGUGGAAGAAACAGGGUUAUGAGAACCUUUGCUGCCUGCGCUGUAUCCAGACUCGGGAUACCAACUUCGGAACUAACUGCAUUUGCAGGGUCCCAAAAAGCAAGUUGGAAGUGGGGAGAAUCAUUGAGUGUACUCACUGUGGAUGCAGAGGCUGCUCAGGGUGAAAUCUUUAAAAAACUGGACACUUUUGAGGUUCUGAAAAGUGCUGAUUCCACAUCAUGGACUAUUACUGCUAUAAUUGUCUUGUAUAAACCCUGCUGUGAGUCAAGCUUCCUUUAACAGUCUGAACAGCAAUAUAGCCACCUGGAUCGUAAAAUGCAGUAGUGAGUGAUUUUGAUUAGUCUUGUAUAUCAAUUUUAUUUUAAAAUAAAAUCUUAUUUCCCCCACA
This is a messenger RNA of Dermochelys coriacea (leatherback sea turtle), 700 nucleotides long. It is a transcript of the gene BUD31, whose product is annotated as BUD31 homolog. NCBI's taxonomy places the organism in Eukaryota, Metazoa, Chordata, Testudines, Dermochelyidae. Gene Ontology annotation, biological process: mRNA splicing, via spliceosome. The transcript is spliced from 5 exons. The coding region runs from base 42 to 476 and encodes 144 amino acids. The record is from RefSeq and is a predicted model, not a curated record. Gene Ontology annotation, cellular component: nucleus; spliceosomal complex.